This is a messenger RNA of Boleophthalmus pectinirostris (great blue-spotted mudskipper), 856 nucleotides long. Its product is annotated as CD5 antigen-like. The transcript has 3 exons. The record is from RefSeq and is a predicted model, not a curated record. The annotation marks the transcript as partial. Gene Ontology annotation, molecular function: protein binding. NCBI's taxonomy places the organism in Eukaryota, Metazoa, Chordata, Actinopteri, Gobiiformes, Gobiidae. Gene Ontology annotation, cellular component: membrane.
GAAGAAUUAGUAAAUAAUUACUUGAUCAGUGACAACAAUUUGUUGCCCACACUGAUUUACCUGGCUUGAGGUGAGGGUGCCACACAAAUGUAAAACAUUUACAUGCAGAGUAAUUCUCCAUGCAGCAUGUUCACUAAUUAAACAUAGUUCUGCAAUAGAUUCUUUUGGAUAUUCACAAAAUUCACUUCUAUUUUCAGACCUGCCAAAGCCUGAAUCUCUCAGUUUCUUUGACAUUCAGCCGAGGAGAGCUCGUGUCUCAUGGACUUUUAGUGGUAGCUGGGUGUGGGAGUUUGUUGUAGAAACAAAACCUUACACAAUGAUGGUACAUAUCCCAGGAUACCAACUAACUACAGAGCUCCUCCACCUAAAGCCAAACACCUCUUACGAAUUCUCUAUCAGUGCACGGGAGUCUGGGCAGAGUAUGUCUGUGACCGGAUUUCUAACCACACCGCCAGACUCGGUGCGGUUGAGCGGUGGUCCAGGCCGGUGCUCUGGUUCUCUGGAGGUGCACACAGACCAGUUGUGGAGCUCAGUGUGUGCAGAGGGCUUUGGUCAGACUGAGGCUGAAAUAAUCUGCAGGGAACUGGAUUGUGGAGGAGUGUCUGACCUCCAGGGGGCGCUGAUUACAGAGGGAUCUGUUGUGGGGAGGUCCUUUCACUGCAGUGGAGCAGAGGCAGCACUGAAGGACUGUGAGAGCUCUGAGACGCUCUGCUCAGCUGCUGCCAACAUCACCUGCACAGAUGAUGUUACGUUGUGGCUCAAUGGACGUCUCUGUCAUGGUUUCCUGCAUCUGAGACACCAGGACGAAUGGAGAACAGUGGCGACUUCAGUCCAAGAUUUGGACUUGGACUUUGGC